Messenger RNA from Drosophila kikkawai, 7550 nucleotides. RefSeq names its product La-related protein 4B (gene Larp4B). The record is from RefSeq and is a predicted model, not a curated record. Gene Ontology annotation, biological process: positive regulation of translation. Gene Ontology annotation, molecular function: mRNA 3'-UTR binding. NCBI's taxonomy places the organism in Eukaryota, Metazoa, Arthropoda, Insecta, Diptera, Drosophilidae. Gene Ontology annotation, cellular component: cytoplasmic stress granule; cytosol.
UUGCUGUGACGAGAUUAGUUAAUAUUUAUGUAAAUUGAGGGAAAAGACGUUGCCUUCGUGUACCCUUAUCUGCGUAGGCAGUUGUAAAACAAAGCCAGGUGGUAAAUGCAAAUAAAUUUUAAUCGCUAUUCAAAUCCCUCAUAUUUGGUAUCGGAUGCAACCGUGGGACCUAUCGAAACGGCGAAAGUUUUCUAUGACGAUGAGAAGUCGAAUUUUUGGAUUUUUCGCGUGACAAGUUCGUUGUGAAAAAAACCAAGCAGAAGCUUAACAAUUUAUUUAAGACCUUCGCAAGCGAUUGGCAACGAAAAACGCUACGCUGGCGGGUGCGGGCGCUGCGAUUUGGGUGUGAAAAGUCAAAAAAUCAAUUGCCUCUCGGUCGUUUCUCAAUUUUCAAUUCAUUCUCUGCGUGUGCAAAAAGCUGAAAAAAAUAGACCCACACUCACUCAUACCGAAAGAAAACGUAAAGAAAAGAAAAGAAGCAGCAGAAACAGAAGCAGAAAGGAAACAUAAGCAGCAAAGAAACAAAAAAUAGCAACGAAGAAGGAGGCGACAAGGCAACGUAGAAGUUGAAGAAAAUGUGCAGGAGCAGGGGCGGAGGAGCAGGAGCCGUAUCCGUAUCCGAAUCCCAAUCCGAAUCCAAAGCAGUUGCCGCAGCAGUAUAAAUAAAUAAGAGUGCAGAAUCGAGUUUCGGGGCAGCAGCAAGCAAGAGGAUAUGUGUACAUGAACGGAGAUGCAGUCAAGAUCCAGCCGCCGGUCUACACCAAUGUUCCUGUCGAGACGGCGAUGCUAGCCACCAAUCUGUUCGGCGCCACCACACAGAUCGCAGCCCCAGCAGCAGCCGCCGCAGCCCACAUACCGUUGAUAACCGCAGCCGCCGCAGCAGCAGCAGCUGCCGCACCACCCGUAGCUCCCGUCGCAGCAGUGGCCGCCGCAGCAGCAGCAGUUCAGCCCGCUCAACAGCAGCAGCCGCCGCCGCAUCCCCACCAGCAGCAGCAGCAGCCGCAUCUUCACCAACAGCAGCAGGUGCAGGUGCAGCACCUUGCCUCGCACGUCGCCCACCAACAGCAGCAGUCGCUCCAACAGCAGCAGACACUCCAGCAGCACCUACAGCAGCAGCCAUCGCCGCAUCCCGCCCAGCAUCUGCAAUACGGCCUUCAGCCGGCGCCUCCACAGGCCCAGGGCGUGGUUAGCACUGCCGGAGGAGCGGGAGGAGGAGGAGGAGCAGCAUCACUUGCUAUCGGAGUCGGUGGCGAGGCCAACGACAAUACCGAAUACGCCAUCAUGAAUGGAGCACUCGCCCAGACCCAGGAUGGCACUGUCGUCUACGCAGACGCCUUCGUACCUGGUGUUAACAACACGAAUUUAGUUGCCCUUGAGCCGCAGCAGCAGCACAUUGUAUUGCCGGUCCAGGUUCCUGUCCAAGUACCCGUGCAGCUACCCGUAACGCUGCCAGCGAAUGGCACGGCCGAUCAACUGCAGCAGCAGCAGCAGGGUGCCACUGGCGAGGAUCCUAACAUACCGCUGGAUAAGCUUAAGCAGAUGCUGGCCACACAGCUCGAGUAUUACUUCUCCAGAGAGAACUUGGCCAACGAUACUUACUUGCUGUCGCAGAUGGACGGUGACCAGUAUGUGCCCAUUUGGACAGUGGCAAGAUUCAAUAUGGUUAAGAAACUAACCAACGACAUCAAGCUCAUCACCGAGGUGCUGCGGGAAUCACCCAACGUUCAGGUGGACGAGCAGGGCCUGCGCGUGCGUCCCAAUCACAAGCGUUGCAUCAUCAUUCUGCGCGAGAUAUCGGACAGCACGCCCGUCGAUGAAGUCAAGGCUCUGUUUAACAACGAGACCUGCCCAGAGCCCAUCUCCUGCGAAUUUGCCGCCAACAGCUCGUGGUACAUCACCUUUGAGACUGAUGACGCUGCGCAGAAGGCGUUCAAGUACCUGCGCGAAGAGAUUAAGGAGUUCCACGGCAAGCCGAUAAUGGCGCGUAUAAAGCCCAAGUCGUUUAUAAAUCGCAUUCAAGCUGUACCAAAUAUGAAGAACGGUUACCGUCUCACAUCGCCGCCCACUGCCCCGGCUGUAUUUGAUCCAUCCGGAGCUGGUGCUGCCGCCGUUAGCUAUGCUGCCACGCCGCAGCGCUAUAUGUAUGCAAACGGGGCAACCAUUGCGGCUCCCACCUCAGUUCCGUACAGCAAUCCCGUACUGAUUCCGAUUUCCCAGAAUCAAUUCUAUUCCAGCUUGGUGGCUGGUCCUUGGCCGCCAGGAACUAUGGCCACCACUGCCCCCCAUGGCCAGAAUUUCUAUGAGAUUGGCGGCAAUAUCUUUGCCACUGCCAAUCCCUUGACUUCGCAAGCUGUUGCCGCCAGCUUCACACCGGCUCCGCCGCCACCCACCGCACAAACCAUGGUCACGUCCAAGCCGCAGGGCGGCGGUGGACGCUAUAACAAUAAUCACCGCGGCGGCGGCGGCAAUCCCAACAAUGUCGGCGCCGGUGCUAAUUCGGGACCACGCAGCGAGUCGAGGGGCAAACCGCCGCGCAACUCACAGCAAACGCAGUCGCACAUCCAAGGCGGCAGCAUUGUGCCCAUCCAAAUAGCGGGAGCCAUUCCCGGUGGUAUGGUGAGCGUGGUUCCCGCGAACAUAGUUCAGCAGGAUCCGUUGCAGCAGGCAUCGUUGCAGCAGCAGCAGCAACAGCCGCAGCAGCAAGUGAUUCAGCUCCAACAACAACAGCAGCAGCCCACAAGCUCGUCUCAACAGCCGACGCAGGUCCAGGUGAACAGUUCCACCCGCCACUAUCCCAUCAAGAGCAAUUGGAAGGGCGGCAUGCAAAAGAACCUAGAUAAGGGCUAUGGUGGCGGGGUGACCACUCACCAUCAUUACGCCCAGGUGCAGGUUCUGCCCGCUCACGGCCAUCAUCUGCAGGGUCAGCAACAGCAGCAGGGACAAUCGCAGCAGCAACACUAUCAUUUGCCUUCCUCUGGCGCUGCCAGCGCCCCGCAAGUUACCUAUGUGUCCACAGCUCCAGCUCAGCACCACUUGGUGGUGCAGCAGCAGCAGCAGCAAACCCAACCACAGCAGCAGCAGGCUCAGGAUUUGCAGCAACAGCAGGAGACCGGAGACGGCGGCGCCGUGGUGGAGCAUGGCUCAAAUGCCAUGCAGCAGGUGAAUCGUAGCAGCAACAUGUCGGCGAGUUCCUCCUCAUCGCUGGCCACUACGAUUAGCAAGGAGCCGCUGCAGUGGCAAAACCGAACACGUCGUCGUCGCCGCGAUGAGGAAGGCGGUGGUCUCAACUAUUCCCCAGGCGGGCGAGUUGGGCUCUACGGCAGUUCUCCCUCAAAUCCACACCAGCAGCAUCUUCUAGCCUCAUCCACCGCCAGCAAUGUACAGUCGUCGGGAGGCACUGAUGGUGGUGGUGGUGGCGGCGGCGGAGGCGGAGGAGGGGGAGCCUCCCAUCGGGAGCGCCAGAGCCAUUACAAUACCAUCCACGACGUCCCACCGCCCCAGCACCGUGGCAACUAUAAGGGCAACAACUAUAAUCCUCACUAUCACGCCCAGCAGCACUCUUCGUCGAUGGCCAGUGGCGGCUCGCAUCAUCAUCAUCACCACAGUACGCUUUCCUCGCAGCAACAGCAGCAGCACCACCUUACCUCCUCCGGUGCUGCUGGACAGCAGCAGGGCUCUGGCCAUUAUCAUCACCAUCACCAUCAUCAUCACAACUCGAUUGGCAGCAAUGUGGGCAACAGCGGUGGCUUGGGCGUUAGCAGCAGCGGCGGUGGAGGUGGCGGCGCCGGCGGUGGCAGUGGUUCUGGAGGCGGUGGAUCGGGUGGCGGCGGCGGCGGCGGAGGAUCUGGCAGCAACAGCCUAUCCGGUGGAAGCAAUGAUCGUGGCGGCCUUCAUCAUAGCUCUUUGGGUUAUCAAGGCCACCAGCAUCAGCACCAGCAUCAGACGCAGCAACAGCAACAACUGCAACAGCAGCAACAACAGCAACAGCCAUCAGCUCCUGUCCAGCCGCCGCAGUUUGAUCUGGAGGCUUCCGCCUUUCCACCACUGCCAGCCACAUCGGCCAACGCACCGCAUACACCUCAGGCCACCAACAGCGCCUCCCUGCAUAACUCGACCACAUCGUCCUCCUCGUCAACAGGUCUAGGCCAAAAGCAGUCGCACCAGCAGCAGCAGCAGCAGCAACAGCACCAUCAGCAGCAACAGCAGCUGAGCAGCAGUGUGGAGAGCGGCGUUGGCGAGGAACAGCAGCCGCAGCGCUCCAGCAAUCACCAGGGUAUGGAGAACAGUAGUGCUCAACUGGUCAGUACUUCUUCGGCAAAUAACUGGUCUGAGAAUCGCUUGUCGGAUGUGGUGCGCACUGGCGGCAGCGUCGGCGUCGGCAUCAGCGUUGGCAAGGGCAAGGCGCGCAAGGAUAACAGGCACCACCAGAUGCAGAACCAAAAUCAGCCUCCGCACUUGACCCACAACUAUCAGCAGCGUAAUCCACCUGUCAGCCCCACGCCCGCCCUGGGCACAGAGUAUGCGCUGCAGCUCCAGGAGGGAGCCAAUACGAAGAACGUUACCAAGCACAGCUCGAGUAACAACAAUUCGAUCCAUGUGAUAAAGUGUCUAACACCAAAUAUCAAUGCCAGCGGCAAGGAGGAGGUGGCCGCCGGAGCCCAACAGCAACCGCCGCCGCCGCAGCAGCAGCAGCAGCAGCUGGACAAAUCAAACAAGACUGAGGAUGAAGUGCAUCCAAAGCAGCAGCAGAGACUGGUCGAAGGCUACGUCCAGCAGCAGCAGCCAUUGCCGUCGGUGCUGGCUGGACACAACGAGUACUCCGCGGGCGCUGGCGCCUGCACCGUGGUGGAGAGUGGUCUGACCACAACCCUUGCCGAGUGCUGCCUCGGCCAGCAUAAGAAGCCGCCCGCUGUGGCCGCUCUGCAUGCCAAAAAGGAGGCGAAUCUGUUGGCAAAUAGUGCCAAACACAAAAGCGUGGCCACUUCAACGUCCACGGAAAAUCUAUCGGCUGCCGCCACAGCCAGCAAAUUGAGCUAUGCUCAAGUGGCCCAAGUUCACAAGGCCGCCGCCGCCGCCUCCGGUGAUGGCAAGGAAACUGGUUCAGGCGGAUCCACUGGCACCCUAUCGCCCACCGGUAGCCACAAGAUGGAUCUAAUCUUUGGCGAUCCCGCUUCUGUUGUGGCGGCGGUUGAAAAGAGCGGUCUGGCCGCCGUAACAGUGGUGGCUUCAGUUGAAAAACGUGCUGCAGGCGGCGCCUCGCCAGCUGGCAAAGCCAGUAGUGGAGGUGCCAAUGCCGUUGUUGUUGGUGUCUCUUCCAAAGAGAAAGAUAAUCGUCCCAAUGCCUCAGUGCGCCAGCAGAGCAAGGAGAAGCCACAGCAGCAGCAGCAGCAACAUUAUGGCUCUGGAAUAGAGCACAACAAUACCAAUGCCAAUGUCGGCUCAGGGACUGGCGGCAACCGCAAGUCCAGGGCCAGCAACAACAACAACAACAGCUCUUAAGGAGGGAGUCAAAGGAGAAAACGAAACGAAAAAAAAUAAAAAAACAAAAGGAACCGCGUUGCCAAAAGCAAGGAGGCAACUCUUGACAGAUACCCCUUAGCAGGGAAGAUGCAUCUCCGUGUGCGCCUGUUGUACAUAAAUGAAAUUCCAUGUGUAAAUAUCGAGCGAGAUCAUUUUUUGUUAUUAUAUAUCAAUAAGUGCUAUAUAUAGAUAUUUACAAGCUAACUAAGGAGGCAUACAAAAGCUGUGGCCGUUGCGAGAGAGUGAGGGGAUAGAGAAAUAACGAAGCAGUGGGCUAUGCUUGGACCAGUUAUCAUAAUUAGUAGGCAAGGACGAGGAUGAUGAAUGAAUGGUGCACACCCCUUCUGCAGCUAUAUAUACGUAUAUGCCAAUGUGUGUAUAUAAACAUAUAUAUAUAUAAUCAGUUACCAGUUAAUGUUAAUCUCUAAGCUAAUGUUACCUAAACUCAAAAGGGUAAUGCAAACGAAGCAGAAGAGCAGUAGAGGAGCUACGACGAUGGCGAGACGAGAGAUGAAUAUAUAUAGUAUAUAUAUAAUAUAUAUAUAUAUGCCUAAGCUAUCUUUACGAUUACAGAGUGAAUAGUUUCUAAGUUUUCUGAGCAUAGUUAGCCAAACUUGCAGCAUCGAACGACAAGACAAAACAAAACUAAACUAAAGUAAAGCAACAGGAGCAUAUAUUAGGUUUUAUUUGCUGAUCAAUGAACAAACUCACGUUGAUUUUAUGUUAUAUAUUAUCUACGUUUAGGUAUAUCCAUAAUUUCUCAUCAUUUUUCGCCACAGAUUCGAGUGCGUAGCGUGUAUAUGUUAUCUAUAUACUUGGCUAUGUCUCCUCAGCUAGUCCCUAUUAUUUAGAUAUAUAUGUAAUAUAUAUAUACGAUUGUUUUGAAGCAUUAUUUGUAAACAUUUUAACGUCACUUGAUUGAGGGGAUACUCGUACUUAGUUAUUGACUUAAGGGAACCCUCAGACAAGCUAUAUUAUAUCUUCCUUCCCCACAUACACACAUACGACACACACGACUCCCCUUUUCUAUGGUAAAAUCCCAAGGGGCAGAUAAGUUUAUACAUUUUAAAAUUGCAUUUCUUUACAAAACUUAAAAACAAAAAAAGCAGACAUGAUGAAGGCAAUUUUCUCAGUUUGAUGGUUUCACACGACGUCUAUAUAUAUUUCAACACGAUAACGAAAUGAAUUAGGAAGAGUUGGGUGAGGAGAAGAAGAUGCAUUACUAAAAUACUAAACUUAAUCCUUGCAAAACCCGUAGCUCAGCAGCUCAGCUCAUAGGAAACGUAACUAAUGUUAAAUAUUCAACGAGAACGAUGACUCCUACAAGUAAUUUCUGUAAAUAGGACAAAGCUACAAUAUGUAUUUUACACUCACUCACACUCACACACCCAUACACUAUAAACAAAAAAGGUGCCAUAAACUACAUAAAAAAAAUUAAGAAACACGGAAAUUCUAUGAGAGGUUUAGGACAACACACAAAAAAUAGGCAUUUAAAAAGAAACAAAUUCUAUUUGGAAAAUAUGAUGCUGCUUCCCUUUUAGAUCCCUUUUCCCCCAAUUAUAAUUGAUGCUCACCGUAGAUAUAUAUGUAACAUUUUAAUUCUUGAUUUUAAUUUACGCACAAAAUAUGAUUUUUAGUGGAGUUUUGGUUUUUUUUAUUUUUAAUUUAUUUAAAAUUUAAAAAUUCAAAUUUAAAUUCAAAGAAAUGGAAGCAUGUAAAUUAAAUACUUGAAGCAUUACGGAAAAUAAGGAAUCAAUUGGCGACUAGAAAAAAGCAAAGGCAAAGAGAAGUAAUAAUCAGUAUAUUUAAGAGCGUACACGAUAUCUACAAAACACUACGUUUAGGGCAUAAGAAUUAAGUUUAGGUAUACACACACAUAUGGAUAUUCACAAACACACAUCUACACCCACACCCAAACCCCACCCACACACACCCACACAAACAUAACUUACAAUCAUUAUAUUUAAGUUCUUCAUCAAUUCCCUUUUAUUUGAGAACAAAAAAUGACUUUGAAAUCAUUUUCAUUUUAA